Molecule: messenger RNA, 1209 nt
Organism: Umbelopsis ramanniana AG
Lineage: Eukaryota; Fungi; Mucoromycota; Umbelopsidomycetes; Umbelopsidales; Umbelopsidaceae
Exons: 1
Coding region: 121-906 (261 amino acids)
Biological process (GO): regulation of transcription by RNA polymerase II
Molecular function (GO): DNA-binding transcription factor activity, RNA polymerase II-specific; RNA polymerase II cis-regulatory region sequence-specific DNA binding
Source: RefSeq, a predicted model, not a curated record
GGGGCCGACCCGUCUUAAGCAGAACAGCCUUUUUGCUUCUUUUUUUUUUUUCUCUUUGCACUCAUUCUCCUUUCUUCCUCUUUCUCUCGUUUUCCCCUCCCUUCUUUAGCAAAGAAUCCAAUGUCUACUGUCGCUACACUAUCAAAUCACGAGUGGGAUGAUGGAAAUAUACUUUCGUUCCCCCUCAUGUCUUCAUCUGCCUACAUAUCUUCAUCUUCCCUAUUAUUUUCCUCACUUGACGCCAUGCAGCGUCAAAUGGCACCUUCUCCAACUUUGGUCACUUCACCCUCGGAGGACUUUGACUUUCUGGAUAAUAACGCUAGUUUCAAUGAUCUUGCGAGCGACUCGUCAGAAUAUACAAGCUAUACGUGCGGACUACUAGACACGGCUGGCACUGAUUAUCUUGCCUCGCCCGCAGCGUAUAUGAUGUUGCCCGAUUAUUUUGAAGAGCCACUUGCGUACGUAGACGACAUGGUUACUGUCGGUCCAGGAGUUUUGCCCUCUGACAACAUACCAACAUCCCCUGGAAAUCAGGUCGACGGGUUCCCCUCGUACUACAAUUCUAGUCGCGGAGUUUCCUUGAAAGGUGAUUCAACUGAUCCAACCAUGCCACCUGAACCAAUUGUAGUUACAGCGAAGAAAGGCCAAGCUAAAACCAAACCUUUAACUCGAGAAUGUCAAUGUCCCCUCUGUCCUCGAGCAUUUGCUCGUAAACAUGAUUUACAGCGCCACAUCCGGGUUCAUACUGGAGUCAAACCGUAUGUUUGUCCUUGUUGUCAACGCUCAUUUGCAAGAACAGAUGCUCUCCGACGCCAUUUUCGUAUGGAGGAAAUUUGCAGGUCAAGCCCUCAAGUACAAGAGAUGAAAACUAAACGUCGAAAAGGACGACAUUUACUUGAUCGGUAAAAGGAACCCUCAACCAUACCAAAAAAUUGAAAGAGAUGGGACCUGAGCAGCAAUCAUUCAAGUAUUGCUUGGCUUGGCUUUGCUUUUUUUUUUUUUUACUCUAGUUCUUUUGGUUCCAUUUUCUUUCGAUCUCUCUUUCUUCAUUGUCCAUACUUGCCUUUUCAUUAUCAUCUGCUUUUCUUGUCCUACGAUCCUUCUUUGUACAGAAAAAAACUUUUUUUUUUGCAUUACCUUUUCUCAUGUAUACAAAUUUCCAAAGAUAAAAAAAAUAAAUUUGGCUUACUUGCACAUUCAAUUUACCAA